Molecule: messenger RNA, 1272 nt
Organism: Anolis sagrei ordinatus
Lineage: Eukaryota; Metazoa; Chordata; Lepidosauria; Squamata; Anolidae
Source: RefSeq, a predicted model, not a curated record
AUGGCAGGGCGGCACGAGACGAAGCCCCGUGCCAACUCGCUCGAGCUCCCGUCACGUGACACCCAACGGCCUUUCCGUCCCUCGGCGGAGGGAGAGAGAGAGAGGGAGGGCGCGCGGGAGAGGGAGGAGGCGCGGGCCUACAUUCACGCGUGUCUCCUCCGAGGGAGAAUGAGCAGGGACCUUGGCGUCGCGGCCGCUUCGUUUUGGGCGCUGGUAAUGCUGAGCAAGGCAUUGCAGUUACCACAGACUUCAACAGAACAAAGAAACGUUCAUAAGAAAGAAACAAAAAGAUAUGUCUUUUUGUUUCUAGAAUGUGGAUUACGCCCUGCUGUGGGAUCGCAAACAAAGCCUCGGAUUGUAGGUGGCCAUGAUGCUCAAAUUGGAGCAUGGCCAUGGCAAGUUAGUCUUCAGGUUUACCGCUUUGGUACUGGAUAUCACCAUGUUUGUGGUGGAUCUUUGAUUAACAAUAAUUCUGUGCUGACAGCAGCACACUGUAUAAUAAAAUGGGGGAAUCCAAAUUUCUGGAGAGUUGUACUUGGUUUGCAUGAUCUAUUUGACCAUCACACUUAUACUGUAAAGAGCCUGGUCAGAGCUAUAUUGGUCCAUUCUAACUUCAAGGACGAGUUCUAUGACAAUGAUAUUGCCUUGUUUAAACUACAAACAUCUGUCAUGUUCAGUGACCAUAUUCAGCCCAUCUGCAUAUCUAAUACUCCUCGUUUUAUAACUCAGGAAACUCCAUGCUACAUAAGUGGGUGGGGAAGCAAAGAGGAGAAAGGCAAAGGAAAAUAUAUAUUACAGGAAGCUCGGGUUAACGUUAUUCCGCUAAGAGUUUGUAACAAAUAUGAUUGGUACGCAGGAACAGUAACAUGGAAUAUGAUGUGUGCUGGCUCUGAAGAUGGAGAGGUUGAUAGCUGCCAGGGAGACAGUGGUGGACCUCUGAUGUGCUAUUUUCCAAAGGAAAAAAGGUUUUACCUGAUAGGAAUCACCAGCUAUGGGGUUGGCUGUGGCCGACCCAAAUUUCCAGGAGUCUAUGUACGCAUAUCACAUUACAGAAAAUGGAUAAAUACCCGUGCUGUAUUUAACAGAACUACCACUGUGAACACCCAACCUUUUCUAAUUGUUUUGACUGUGGGAUGGGUAACUUUCCACCUUGCACUAGAAAAAGGAAAUUUCUUCCAUUGCAUUGGAAUGAUCUUGGACUGCUUUUUAAAUGUAUUGAUUUUUCUUUCAAAGAGGCUUAUUUAGCAACACUCAUUAUUAUUUUAAUAAACA